UUUCUCAUUGCAGCAGAUCAAAACAGCACCGUUUAAAAACACGUAUAGGAAAUUCAGAAGCAAGCAACCCAGCACAAACUUUUUUUUAUUAAUCUUUAUUUGUUUUUGCACGAAUAUGAUAACAUAUCAGUGAUAAAGUACCAAUGCUGUGUUAGCUAAAAAUCUAAUAAAAGGGCAUUUGCAUAAACCUGAAGACAUUUCAAUCGUAUAAUGAAGUCGAUUCUUAUUGCGCAGUAAACGGUAGGUGGCGGUAUGUUUCUGUGGCGCUCCAUCCUCUAGUAUCUCAAAGAAGAAGAACAACAAAGAAAUCCUGUAAACACUCGUGGAUGUAUGUACAGGUCAGCAAGUCGCAUCAUAUAAUUGUUCAUUUUAGCUUUGCUCAGAAAGGUUAGCAUGUAUGUCAUGUGCCACGAACAUUUAUGACAUUGAAAGAAAGCAGAAGAAAACAGUCUAACAAACGGAUUUUGUUCCCAUGAAUACAAUGUUUGACCUAAAGUGCGAAAGCUCUUCAGGUGAAGAGGAAGAGACGGAGGGAGGAGAGUCCAGUUUAACAGCACAGAUAUCCAGAUGUGCGAAUGUAUCCUCAGCGGAUUUAGACGAAUUAGAACACAACCGGAACGAAUCUAGUACUGUAAAGCAAACUGUAUGGGCUGUGAACUGUUUUAAAGCCUGGUUACGUGAAAAGCAGCUGACGAUCGACUUUAAAACCGUCGAGAAGUCGGAUCUAAACCCGGUGCUGCGCGAGUUUUAUGGCUCUAUUCGGACGAGCAAAGGCGAGUUGUACGGCAUCAGCAGCUACGUCGGGCUUCGUGCUGGAUUGAAUCGGUUCAUCAAUGAACCUCCCCUCAACCGUGUGUGGAAUCUGAUGCAGGACACCGAGUUCAGGGCCGCCAAUAAUGUUUUCAAAGGCGUCGUUAAGCAGAUCCGACGCUCAGGUAGAGAUAUAACAGCACAUUACCCCCCGAUUUCACCUGAGGACCAGCACCUACUGAAGCAUUCUCCUGCACUGGACCCUGGCAACCCGAAAGGCUUAUUAAAUAAGGUCUGGUACGAUAUCCAGUUACAUUUCGGACUCAGGGGUAAGGAGGGCAACCGACACCUGCAGCCAGACGCGUUUGCUCUGAACCGAGACCAAAGCGGAUUCAAAUACUUCACGAUGACAUUACACGAGGACACGAAAAACAUGCAGGAAAAGGACAAGAAAAACCGCAGGGCUAUGUAUGAAGAGCCCGGCAAUCCGCUGUGCCCAGUCGCAUCUCUGGAGAAAUAUCUGAGCAAGAUUCCCGCCGACGCAAAAGCGCUGUAUCUGCAGCCCAAAAGGAUGUAUGUGAUCACCGAUGAGAUGUGGUAUACUCCACUUCCAUUGGGAGUCAAUUAUCUGUCCCAAAUGCUGCCCAAAAUAUGCAAAGAGGCCGGCACGAGAACGAUAUACACUAACCACAGUCUGAGGCUCACUGCGAUUCAAAGACUGACUGAGUCGAGGGAGAUCAUGGCGGUGUGUGUGAGUGUUCCAGUUGAGAUUAACACUCAGUGGCAGCAGCAGCAGCCGGAAUCCACUCCAUACUCCCCCAGCAGUGAACUGGACUCCAGCUCUGCCAGACAGGAGAGUCCCGUGAGCAGCCACAGUUGGGUGAAACAGGAACCAGAGCCUGAAGCCAUCCAGUGGGAAAAUAAGAACUCCGAGGCUGCCAUUGAUUUUGAGAAGGACAAAAAUCUGAACAGUGCUGUCACUACGGUACCUUCGAUGGAGGGUUUACCCAGCAGUGUUAUGCUGACCAUCACCAAACUUCAGUGCCUACUGGAGAGCAAACAGGAGAGGAUUGAAGCUCUGGAGAGACAGGUGCAGGACCUACAGGAGGAUCGCAGGUUCCUCCGCUCACAGAUCGAGAACCUCACUGGUGCUCGCUUGGUUUCAGUGCCUGAAGCGAGCACAUCAGUGUUCUCUCAGUCCAGGUCAAGGAAAAGGCGGCGUAAAAGCUCGUCCAGUUCAUAUGUUGAAGAUGAGAGCAUUACUGAUGAAUCUUCAUCUGAAGAGUCCAGCAGCGUCAGAAAAAAAAGACGCCAUAAGAAGAAAGGAAAGAGAGGGUGUGUUCCUCAUUGUGACUAGGUCUCGAUCAGCCUUUAUCAAGAAGAAGAGCAUGAAUACGGCUUUCUGCCCAAGUGCGUCACUGAAGUUCACAGGGCCCGGGACAGUUUUUUACGAGCGAGCGUCCGUAUGCCCAGGAGCACAGUAGCCUAUACCAUAAAGGACCUAAUUUGGGCCCUCUAUCAUGGCCGAUCAUGGCACGCUCCUGGUUGAACCCUCCCUGACAACAUCCCCAACAUGGCCCUCAUAGCAGAACUGCACCAGGCUGCUAACAAAUCUGUUUGUCUGGUGGGUUUGAUCAGGCCUUGCGGCAUAAGUCAGCUACGCCCAGAAGUGUGUUCCCUCUCCACAGCAGAGCAGUUCAGUUUGUAAUUCAACAACCCAGAAAAGAUUAAUCAUAUCUGAGCCUUGCUUAGGUGGGGUUUUGAUUUCUGAGUACAUAUGAGUGUGGUCAUUUUGUUGCUUUAAUAACGUAAGUUGGUAAUUACAAUUUUUCAAAUGUAAACUUACGUUCUUAUACUCAUGUAAACAAUGAUUUUCAUUUGAAAACUGCUAUUCUGAAAACCAUCAGUAAAACCCUAACACCCUGAUGAAGUCUUCCGGGUUGACCUACCAAUUGAUAUCACAACUGAACAGCCUUGCGUACAGGAUGGAGCAGAUGAGAUCCAGAGAGCUGGCCUAGCACUGCUAUAAAAACAAGAGCAUUCUCCAUGACUGAACACUAGAGGUCGCUCUAAUACCAUCGUUGAGUGAAAAUGGUGCUGGAAGGAAAUAAAGUAGUGAGUGACAUUUGAAAUGUGUUGAUGCAUAUCAUAUAUCUGUUUACUCUCACUAGUUUUAUUACUGUGUACUGUCUGUACUUCUCUUUGAAGUUUUAAGCGGUUUGUGUAAUAAAUACACAGAUCACUUAAGAGCUAUUUUACCUUACAUUACAUUCUUAAGUUGCACAUAUUGUUGCGUGCAGUAGCUGGAACAGACCAUUCAGUCCACUCACGAAGCAUAGAUAGGGCUUGUAUGUUUGAGAUGAUCAUUUUAUGUGUUUGUUUACAGAAAUCUCUACCAAGGUUAUAUUGUCACAAAAUGUCACCGUGUUCCUUUAUGUCAGGGUUCUUCAUAUCUGGCCCCUCAAGUUCCACCGUCCUAUAGCGUUUAGCUUCAACCUGAAUCAAAUACCCCCGAACAAGCCGAUCCAGAGGUCUUUACAGGCUGGUGAGUUGGAUCAGGGUUGGAGCUGAACUCUGCUGGACCGUGGCCCUCAAGAGCCAGAGUUCAAGAACACUGCUUGUGGUUUUUAUGUUUGAAACAUUUGUUUUCAUCCUUCAUUUGUUUCAUUAGUUUUUAAAAUGUUUAAAAAUGCCUGUCUGCCAAGUUAUUUAACAAUUAAAGGUGCUGCAAGAGAUUUUAGCUAUUUUUCUAACAGAAAACAUGCUCUCUAAACCAAGGUCUUCAACCAUCUAUCUAUCUAUCGGUUCUCGGUUGAGCGGUUGACUCGAGGACCGUACUGACUCAGUCCUAUUCGUGAAGGAAGCGUUCAGUCCAGUUGUGAACCAGUUUAGCUAAUUAUUUGAGUAGAACCGACAAAAAAAAGUCUAGUUGGUGUAACCGUGCUUAAAUGAUAACUAAAACGUGUGUGUGUGUGUGUGUGUGUG
Onychostoma macrolepis is the source of this 3735-nucleotide messenger RNA. RefSeq lists its product as uncharacterized. The transcript is spliced from 5 exons. Lineage: Eukaryota; Metazoa; Chordata; Actinopteri; Cypriniformes; Cyprinidae. Bases 473 to 2107 code for a protein of 544 amino acids. The record is from RefSeq and is a predicted model, not a curated record.